Solanum lycopersicum (tomato) is the source of this 1494-nucleotide messenger RNA. RefSeq lists its product as uncharacterized. Lineage: Eukaryota; Viridiplantae; Streptophyta; Magnoliopsida; Solanales; Solanaceae. Gene Ontology annotation, molecular function: zinc ion binding. The record is from RefSeq and is a predicted model, not a curated record.
AUGAGGGCAUCUAGUUUGAAUAAAUCUAGUUUAUUCAAAGUUCGGAAGUAUAUUGCUCAGCACACAUGUUGUGUUAGAGAAAGAGGUUAUGCCAGACGUCAAGGGAUAACUGACGUUGUAGCUGUCUUGAUAAUGGAUAAUUAUAUUGAUUCAUCUAAGGUAUAUACUCCAAAAGAUGUAGCUGAUGAUAUGUUGAAAUUGCAUGGUGUUUCGUUGACAUACAUACAGGCAUGGAGAGCUAAAGAAAAAUCAGUAAAGUUGGUGCGAGGAGAUCCAGCAGAAUCUUAUGCAAGAUUACAUGGUUAUUUUUACGUUUUGGAGCAAACAUAUCCAGGAUCUGUUUUGAAAAUAAAAAGGAAUGAAGAUGAUACAUUUUUAUAUGCAUUUGUUGCUUUAGAAGCAUGUAUUAGGGGAUGGGAAUAUUGUAGGCCAAUUGUAGCUGUUGAUGGUGCUGCAUUAAAAUGUUCAUAUGGUGGUACAAUGUUAACUGCAAGCACAUUGGAUCCUGGAGGUCAUAUACUUCCGUUGGCGUAUGCGAUAGUAGAUUCUGAAAAUGAUGCUUCAUGGACAUGGUUCUUUGAGCAAUUUAGAGAAGCAUAUGGAGUUAGACAAAAUAUGUGUUUUAUGUCAGACAGAAAUGAAAGCAUAUGGAAAGGGACGACAAAUGUAUAUCUUGAAUCAGAACAUUAUGCAUGCAUAUGGCAUUUAUCAAUCAAUGUUUUGAAGAAUUUCAAUAGAAAUACUGAAGAUUUGAAGAUGUUGUUCUUUUCAUUGGCAAAAGGUUAUACAAAACAACAGUUUGAGACAAUUAUGGGAAGAAUAGAUCAGAUAGAUAUGCGAAUACGACCAUACUUGUUUGAUAUUGGUUAUAGCAAAUGGUCAAGAGCUUACUCGAAUUGUAAGCGCACAUGGACCAUGACUUCAAACAUCGCGGAGGCAUUGAAUAAUGUUAACAGAUUAGCACAGAGGUUACCGGUGAUUUCACUUCUUGAGUUUAUGAGGGUGACAAUUCAGAGGUGGAUUCACAAGCAUAAUGAGGAGGCUGAUAAGACUACAUCUAAUCUGACAAAAAAAUAUGAUGUUUAUCACAGAAAAGUGAUACCUUCAACUGUUGAUUUGCAUGCUGUAGCUGAAGGAGCAAAGAAAUAUAUAGUAAAUUUGAACACAAGGAUGUGUAGUUGCGGAAGAUUUCAAUAUCAUGAGAUACCGUGUGGUCAUGCAAUUGCUGUUCUCCGCCUCAAGAAUUUCAAAGAUGCUUAUGCCAUUUCUGUCGAACCUAUCCCGUGCGAGAGUACAUGGGAUAUACCAAGUUAUAUUUCAGAUCCUAAAUUGAUGUCGCCUGGUCCAAAAAGAGCAGCAGGAAGACCCAAACUUGAACGGUGGAAGGGAUUCGCAGAUGUGAAAUUCAAGAAGACAAAAAGCACAUGCAGUAGAUGCCAUCAGGUUGGACACAAUAGGAAGACUUGUUCAAAUUAUCCUGUACAAAAACAAUGA